UCAUAUACCAAGAGGGGGGCGACCUCGAUCGCCUGCUGCGUAGUCCCAUCUCCUGCCAACACCAUGUUCCUGCUCGCUGUCUCCUACGAGGAUUCAUCCAUCAUUGUCUUCGACCUGGCCUCGAGGGCGAUCUUGUCGGAUCUUCGAGUUACCAACAUGUUUGCAAAGAUCGCCUUCCUGAAGUUCGACUUGUUGAGAGACGCCAGGCUGGUCGUGGGCAUGGAGGACGGAGCGAUCCUUGUUUACUCCUCCUCCUCCUCCUCACACGACCGAUUCCUAAGAGAAUGGACGACUCGGCUGCUGCCCCGCCUCCCUUCGGUGGAACCGCUGGGAAGGGUAGAGCGAGCUGACUGGAGCAGCAGCGGAAAUUUCUUGCGAGCGUGCGGGGGAGGACAGGAGAAAGGGAGAAACGACGAGAUGGGGAGGGGAGAGGAGAAGGGGAGAGGGGAAAGUGGGAGCAGGAGGGACUGGCUGGCUGUUUGGCGGCUGCCGCAGGGAGAAGAAGCAGCUGUGCUGGUGUUGGCGCGCGCUAGUGGCUCGCAGAAGAUCUUUGAGGCAGCUGACUUCUACGCGUUGAGAAAGGUGAUGGAGAUGAAGUGGUAUGUUCUCUUGGCAGCCGGGAAUCUUUCUGUUCCCCCAUGCUCCAUUAUCCAGUUUCAGGUUGUCCUUGUUGAGUUCAGUUCCACCGAUGGAGAUUGUGGGGCGUUUGCAAACAGUGGGGGAUCAAUCUUUCUCCUGCGGAAGCUCAAGAAGAACGAAGCCGCCAAAAGCAAGAAUGGGAGGAGAGAUGGGAAGAAGCUUUUGUUCGCAAGUUUCAUGCGCCCUCCCGGACAGAUGGUCUCGGGUGUAAUCAUGGGGAAGAAGGACCAGCUGUUUACAUGGAGCAAGCAAGAAGGAUGUAUCUUCCAGUGGACUAGGAGAUGACAAGUGAAGAAUGACGUCUCCACUUACACGCACAAUCGCAUUCACAAUCUGUCCAUCGAACUUUCAUUGUCGAUCGUUGAUGCUAGUUUACAAAGAGCACUUCGUCAUUCCUGCAUGCUC
This is a messenger RNA of Guillardia theta CCMP2712, 1044 nucleotides long. RefSeq lists its product as hypothetical. The transcript has 7 exons. The record is from RefSeq and is a predicted model, not a curated record. Bases 64 to 924 code for a protein of 286 amino acids. NCBI's taxonomy places the organism in Eukaryota, Cryptophyceae, Pyrenomonadales, Geminigeraceae. Gene Ontology annotation, molecular function: protein binding.